GCUGCUCCGGGGCGGCACCAGGCCGAGGCCCGCUCGGUCCGGGACCAGGGCAGGGCCGAGGCCAGGGCUGAUCCCGGGAAGCCCGGACCCUCGGCCGCCGCCGCCGCCCGAAGGCGGGCACUUCUAGCGGCCAACGAGCAGGAGGACCGAGAGAUCCGGAAGCUGGAGCGCUGCCUCGGCCUGAGCAAGCGCAGGAAGAAGGGCGGCGGCAGCUCCGUGCCGCUCAGCUUCGCGCGCGACGGGCUGGACUACAUCCUGGGGGCGCUGCGGCCCGGGGGCGGCUGGUGCGAGAGCGCCGGGGAGGACGGGGGGCCGGGGCCCGGGCGGAGCCCCCCAGAAGGUGGCCUGGACAGCGACUCCGAGCCCGGCAGCGAGGAGCAGGGGCCCGGGCAGAGCCCCCCAGAAAGUGACCUGGACAGCGACCCUGAGCCAGGCAGCGAGGAGGAGCAGGGGCCCGGGCAGAGCCCCCCAGAAAGUGACCUGGACAGCGACCCUGAGCCAGGCAGCGAGGAGGAGCAGGGGCCCGGGCAGAGCCCCCCAGAAAGUGACCUGGACAGCGACCCUGAGCCAGGCAGCGAGGAGGAGCAGGGGCCCGUGCGGGCUGGACCAGCAAGGAAGAGAGUCCGGUUCGCGCAAGAUGAAGCCAAGAGCAGUUGUGUGGAGGACGGCGACACAGCCGAGCGUGGCCCUUGUGAACGUGGUGAAAAGUACGUCCCUCCUCAUGUGAGGCAAGCGGAAGAGGCUCUGGAUGUCCAGAAAAAGGAGGGGCUGGAGAGGCUUACGAAACACGUGAGAGGCCUGAUCAACAGGGUGAGCGAGCCCAGCAUGCCCUCCAUCAGCGGCCAGCUGGAGGAGCUGUACAUGGCGCACAGCAGGAAGGACAUGAGCGACGCCAUCACCGCCACCCUCAUGGCCGCCUGCGUGACUCCCGCAGCCAUGCCCAGCCGACUGAUGAUGGAGCACGGUGGGUGCGCAUUUCCUGGAGGCCGUGGUGAGGAAGUUCGAGGACGUCUAUAAGGGCGGAGGAGAGGGGAAGGAGUGCGAGAACCUCCUCACCAUCGUCGCCCACCUGUACAACUUCCACGUGGUGCAGUCUCUCCUCAUCACUGACAUUCUGAAAAAGCUCAUCAGAACGUUCACAGAAAAGGAUGUCGAGCUGAUCCUGUUAGUGCUGAAAAACGUUGGCUUUUCGCUGAGAAAAGAUGAUGCUUUAUCCCUAAAGGAGCUGAUCACCGAAGCCCAGACCAGAGCCCGUGAGGCAGGCGGCGCGUUGCAGGACCAGACCAGGAUUCGGUUUAUGCUGGAGACGAUGCUGGCGCUGAAGAACAAUGACAUGCGCAAAAUUCCCGGCUACGACCCCGAGCCCGUGGAGAAGCUGAGGAAGGUGCAGAGAGCUUUGGUGCGCAGCGGGGGCUCAGGUUCAGAGGCGCGGCUUCGUGUGUCCUGGGACGGCAUCCUGAACGCUGAGCAGACUGGCCGCUGGUGGAUUGUGGGAUCUGCGUGGACUGGUGCACCGAUGAUUGACAGCAGCUGUCACCCCCCUCUACAGAAGCCGCCUGUGGGGACGCAGGUAAGCUCCAAGAUACUAGAACUUGCCCGAAGGCAGAGAAUGAACACAGAUGUUCGGAGAAACAUAUUCUGUACGAUAAUGACGAGCGAAGACUUCCUCGAUGCUUUCGAAAAGCUUCUGAAGCUCGGGCUUAAGGAUCAGCAGGAGAGAGAAAUCGUUCAUGUUCUCAUGGAUUGCUGCCUUCAAGAGAAAACCUAUAACCCUUUCUAUGCACUCCUGGCUAGCAAGUUCUGUGCCUAUGAAAGGAGGUUCCAGAUGACUUUCCAGUUCAGCAUAUGGGACAAGUUUCGGGACUUAGAAAACUUGCCAGCUACUAAUUUCUCCAAUUUGGUUCAACUGGUCGCCCACUUGUUGAAGACGAAAUCUCUUACACUUUCCAUUUUAAAGGUUGUUGAAUUCAGUGAAUUGGACAAGCCCAGAGUUCGCUUUUUACGAAACGUGUUAAAUACCCUGUUGAUGGAGACAGAGGUGGAAGAUCUCGGUUUAAUUUUCGCACGAGUGUCUGACAGCCCAAAGCUGGGAAUGCUGCGAGAAGGGUUGAAGCUCUUCAUCAGCCACUUCUUACUGAAGGGCACGCAGGCCCACAGGAGUGCCGAGGAGGCCAGCAUGUUGAGGGAGAGGGCUGACCUCGCGACCAGGUCCCUGCAAGGGAAGGCUUCCCUGAGGAUGUAGGCCGGGACCAGUGAAUGGCACUAACUAGAGUGGCUUCUGAAAACCCGGAGUCCUGCUCUGUUGUCUGCGUGGGGGCUUGGUGGGGUCAGAUCAGGGUGGUUGUGGCCUCAAAAUGUAUUUGAGGCCCAGCCACAGUGGUCAGGCAGA
Molecule: messenger RNA, 2389 nt
Organism: Tupaia belangeri chinensis (Chinese tree shrew)
Lineage: Eukaryota; Metazoa; Chordata; Mammalia; Scandentia; Tupaiidae
Gene: NOM1
Product: nucleolar protein with MIF4G domain 1
Biological process (GO): ribosomal small subunit biogenesis
Cellular component (GO): nucleolus
Molecular function (GO): RNA binding; protein binding
Source: RefSeq, a predicted model, not a curated record